Messenger RNA from Labeo rohita (rohu), 3109 nucleotides. It is a transcript of the gene b3gntl1, whose product is annotated as UDP-GlcNAc:betaGal beta-1,3-N-acetylglucosaminyltransferase-like 1. The record is from RefSeq and is a predicted model, not a curated record. The coding region runs from base 1138 to 2184 and encodes 348 amino acids. The transcript is spliced from 12 exons. NCBI's taxonomy places the organism in Eukaryota, Metazoa, Chordata, Actinopteri, Cypriniformes, Cyprinidae.
CUCUUAACUAGUCGUCUGAAGAGCUCUUCUGUCAGACUGGCUCGACCUGUCCGCUGCAGUCACGUGUGAAGGGGGCGGAGCUCCGCUUUUGUUUGUAGCGCCCUGAGGAUACGACAACAUUCACACGCCUGCAGGAGAAACAUUUGAGAGGCUGCAAACUCCAUGUGCAAAAGUCUUAAUUGCUGACAAAGAGAACUUUUUUUUCCCCCAGUGGUAUCAUAUUUUAAUAGAAAUAAACACAGAGAUAUUGCGUCUUUAGCGUGUUGACAGGCUGGCAUGAUCUGAAUGCGGCUGAUCGAGAUGUUUCUCUCUCCGGAGGGCACAGACAUCUCAGCGAGACCUCAGGUGCUGUGUGGGCCGUACAGGUGUGCGCGUGGGUGUGUGUGCGAUGGAGGGUUUGAGGUGUGGUUCAGCAGGUGUAGAUGUCUUGUUCGUCACACUUUCACUCGACUGUAAACAGGAGCGUUGUGAGAUAAGCAGGUGAGGACAGAUGCAGGCACGUCUGCAAAAGUGAGGAGCUCAACAGUUCUGAGUAUAACAGAAAGAUAUGAUUAUAGCUGCAAUAAUUAUUUUUAAUGCAUAUUUAAGUUUUAUAUAUUUAUUUAAUAUUUAUAUACAAUGACAUUACAUAGAUAUUUAAAAAAAAAAAAUCUAUUAUUUUAUAUAGUAUUUGUAUUCUUUUGUAUUUUAAGUAAUGUCUCUAAAAUAUUUGUAUCAAUUUAUUUAAAUUUUACAAUUUUCCCCCGUUGUUUUAAGUAAGUGUUAAUGGUUAUUUUUAGGUAAUACCGUGCUUUUGAUGACAGCGAUAACUUGUCGAUAACGUCACGUGUGACGUUGCCGCCUCAUCUGUCCAAUCAGAGCUGCGCCCGUUGAGUGACAGCGCUUCGGGCGAAGCAAAUACAUGUCCGCGUUUUCUCUCGUCCAAUCAUCUCGCCGCUCCCGCCCUGACGCGGAAGUGAUCUGUGCGUCUGCGCUCAUCCGCACACGUGCGCGCGCGAGAGUGAAUGAAGAACCAAAACACAGCCGAUCUCAGCUUUAUACGGGGAUAUUUAACACUUUGAAAGCGGAAUGAGAUUGGAUUCAACAUAGUCUGUGUGAACAGAAGCACUGGAGCACAGAUACAUGUGUGUUUGAGAGAUGAGCGGCACACAUGGAGGGUCCAGUGCAGAGUCUGAGCCCGAGUCAAAGCGCCUCUGCAAGCGGAGUGCGUCACAUGAGCACGAUGAACCGACAGAGGGCAGCAGCGCUGCAGUGUCAGUGAUCAUGCCCGUGUUUAAUGCGUCUGAUUGGCUGGACGAGUGUCUGCAGGCCAUACUGGAGCAGGAUUUCCAGGGCCGAAUGGAGCUGUCUGUGUAUGACGACAGCAGUACGGAUAACUCCCGAGAGCUGCUGGAGAGAUGGAGGCAGAGGUUCGAGGACAGAGGCUUUCCCAUGCUGAUCUCAGGCCACAGCUCAUCCAGCCCACACGGAGUUGGAUUUGCUAAAAACCAGGCGGUGAGUCAGAGCUCCGGACGAUUCCUCUGUUUUCAGGACGCGGAUGACGUCAUGAGGCCUCAGAGAGUUCGACUACAGUAUGAAGUUGCUGCAGCGAAUCCAACCGCAGUGUACACGUCUCACGGGCCGACGGUCAUCAUGCCCACCUGGUUCUGUUCACGUGACUGGUUCGAGAAAGUGGGUCCGUUUAACGAGGGAGGAAAGGGCGUUCCUGAGGAUCUGCUCUUCUUCUACGAGAGUCUUCGUCGCGGAGGUCACGUGAUCCGGGUGGACGAGUGUUUGCUGGUUUAUCGCUAUCAUGAACACGCGGCUACACAUUCAGUGCUGGAAGAAACCAUCUGGAAUCUCCGCGUCGACUUCCUGCAGGAGCGAGUGCUCAGCCAAUGGGAAUCAUUCACCAUAUGGAAUGCUGGGAAACAGGGCCGGAAACUCUAUCGCAGCUUGAGUCCCACCAAUCAGAAGAAGGUGAAAGCUUUCUGUGACGUGGACGAGAACAAAAUUCAGAAAGGUUUUUACACAUAUGAGGAGUCAAAGGAACGGCCAAAACCCAGGAUUCCCGUGCUGCGCUUUACAAACGCGUCGCCGCCGUUCAUUGUGUGUGUGAAGCUGGACAUGACAAGUGGAGUCCUGGAGGAAAACCUGCGGUCGCUGCAGCUGAAAGAGGGAAUCCAUUAUUAUCAUUUUAACUGAAGACAGUGUGAGUGUGUAUGUGUGUGCGUGCGGCAGGUUUGGCCUACAGUAUGGGAACCAAAAACAGUGAAACCUCAGCUACUGUGAGAACUGCCAACACUUUCGGCUAGAAAACAGUUUAUUAAUGGAACUGAGUCACGUCUUAAUGAAAAUCUAAGAACACAGAAUCUUUUCUGUAAGAGUUAAAUGUGAAAAACCGUCAUUAGAUCAGUGCGAAAGUAUAGAAGGCAAUGAAAACACUGGGAACUGGGAACUACUGUCCUUCCCAGAGUUCCCAGCUUGAGAAACCUCUCACAUCCCUCUAGCACCUACACUACAACACACACACUCACACACAUUGGCGUCUGUUUGCAUUCCUGAUGCCCUGUGUCACUGGAUUUCACCAUCAUUCCCGAAUGGCAGUCAGAAUAAACCCUUUUCCCGUAGACGCAUCCAUCUUAACGCCCCAACCACAGUGUGCUUGAUGCUCUCAAUCAGGUCCUCUUAAUGUUAGAGUGCUGAGAUGAUACAGCAACACAAUCUGUGUUUAAUACACUGAAAGGAAACUGAGUUGUGAAUCAUGCAAUUUAAGACAAACAAGCCCCAUUCAGUCAGUUAAUUAUUGGUCUUAACUGGUUUGUGAUUAAUAACUAGUCAAAUGCAUGUGAUCACAGAGUUUCUUCACAUGUUUCUUCACAUUUUCUACAGAUUGAGUCUGCUGUUUCAGUACAGAGUGCAUUUAGUACAGUGUUAUAGAAUUUAUUACAAUUUUUAGCAGUUUUUGUACUUCAGCUUAAACUUAUUUUAUUUCACUUAUUUGCAAUAUUUAAUUUAGGUUUCCAUCUAAUAUUUGUAUUUUAUUUAAUUUCAGCUAUUUUUAAUAGUUUUAGUUAAUAAUAACUACGCUGUGUCAGUAUUGUUUUAUUUCAACUGAUCCUGAUAUUAA